CACGGCCUAUCUCGCACCGACUUCAACAUUCUACCUGAUCCAGCAUUUAGCUUCUCGCGUAUUGUAAACUAUAUCCGUGAGCAUCUAUUGGCCCACGCAGCAACGCAUUUCAACACAUUGCCUAGCCAGCUGCCUUCUAGCCCCGCUCCACCCGGAUCCGCGCCCGUGACUGGUGAUAACAUACCCCUGGGACUUGUCGGUGAAGUUGCAAGUCGAGUACCUACGCGGGCCAAUGUAACGGCAGCUGCUUCUGCUGCAGCCCGAGCUGCAGCGAGCCGCCUUUCGGCAGAAGAUGCAGUUGCGACUACAGCAGUGAUUACAACAGCUGCUUCAUCCGAGUCUUCGAGCUCUCCUUCCUCCUUUCAUACUUCUGUCACGCCUGCAGCACCAGUAACUGCACCUAAACCAAUUCAAGUACCAGAAGCGACGGAAAAUUCAAAUUUACUUCCGAACACAGAACCAUUUCUUGAUAUGGCUCCCUCUGGCGCACCAAACGCCGUUCAACCUGGACUUAGUCCUGACGUUACAGGAGAAGAUUCGUCAAUGACCCCUGUUGACGCCAUCACACUGACCACAACUGCGACGAAUAAUUUUGUGGUUGAUAAUCCAAGCAAAGUCAAGCCUACUUCAGGCAUCCUUACCUCUGAGAAUUUAUCCCAGAAUAAUUCUCACCUCUCUGUCUUGAACGACUCUGCUCAAAUAAAAAAGAAUGUUAACUCUCCAAUUGAAUCAACGGGGAAAAAACGUCGCAUUGGUGAAGUCUCUGAUCAGAAUCAUUGUUCAAUCGAGCCCUCUCUUAUUUCACUUACAAAUGCUCUAAUAACCAAAGAGCCGGAAGUUCAAACAGGCUUGUCUGAUUCGGCUGAGGAAGAACAGCUACCCACUGCGAAACGUUCAAAACGUCUGUCAAAUCAACUUUCUCCCCAAGUGGUACAUCAACUUCCCAUGACUGAAGCUGUAUACGAGGCAGACAAUGGUAUUACAAAAUGCAGGGUAAAGGUACAAAAAUCAGGCAAUACAAAUAUUAACGAUCAUGAUGAUGCUAAGGAGGAGAUAUUAAAAUGGGAAAAAAUUAAGAAACCAAAGGAAAACUGUCAACCUACUUGUGAAGUUAGGAAACAUAAUAACUUAAUGAAGGUGGAUAGUAGAGAUAAGCCCAAAUUUUUGAAUGAAGGAAUAGACUAUCAGGAACAGAGGCAGAUAUUAGAAGAUAUCAAAAAGGAUAAUAUGGAGGAAAAAGAUGAAAGUGUGCGGGGAGUAGAACUUAAUUGUCUUUCGCAAUCUCCAGUUGCCGUUGGAAAAAGUCCCUCUCAUGAUGUGGAUGAUAUAACUGACGUCAAGCUGGAGGCUGAAACAUGCCCGUUUGGCGCAGUGGAAACUGUAGCCGUGACUAAUAUAAAGACGCAAGCUGAAAUGAAGUUGGACAGAUACGAAACUGCUGUGCUCUCCACAACUUCAGAAAUCGAUUCUGUCACCAAGGCUCUUCCCGAGUCUUCUGGUAAGAGCGAACCACUGUUUUUUAACAUAUGUUACUCUGAAAUAUAA
Protopolystoma xenopodis is the source of this 1545-nucleotide messenger RNA. Lineage: Eukaryota; Metazoa; Platyhelminthes; Monogenea; Polystomatidea; Polystomatidae. The record is from the annotation of a GenBank genome assembly.